CCUUUCCUUGACAACUCCUACGUGUUUCGGUGUAUCUGUUGGAUUUGUUUUCUCUUCACCGCCACCAUGUGUAAGGGGCUCGCAGCCCUACCAGCAACCUGCUUAAAAAGCGCUAAGGACAUUAAGCAUAAGAUUGGGUUCCUGCUUCAGAAGGCUGAGCCCAUUCAAGAGCAGAAGCCUGUUAAGGAAAAGGAGAAGCCUGCUGUGGAGAAGAGUUCUCCUCCGAUUGACACUGAGAAAUGGAAAACCUCAUUUAUCCACCUGAUUAAUCAUGAUGUUGGACGGGCUGCCUUCACUGCCUUUUUGAAGUCCGAGUUCAGCCAAGAAAACAUUGAGUUCUGGGUUGCGUGUGAGGAUUUCAAGAGAACUCCUGCGCCACAGAUGCAAGCCAAAGCCAAGCAGAUUUUCAAACAGUACGUCGACGUCGAUUCCCCGAAUGAGGUCAAUCUGGACUCUGCAACAAGAGAAGAGACACGGAAGAAUCUGGAAAAGAGUGACGUGAGCUGUUUCGACGAGGCUCAGAGUAAGAUUUUCAGGCUGAUGGAAAAGGACUCGUACAGGCGCUUUCUGAAGUCCAAACUGUUCCUUGACCUUUCUCAGCCGCACAGAGACGAGAAACACUGCGGUCUGGAGAGAAAAGCGACCUUUACUGAGUUUAGCCAGUGUCUCCUGUCUCAUUGUGCCUAAAUCUAAGACAAAGAGCUUUCUUAGGCUUGGAGUUUGGGGGUCAGUUCACUUCUAUGAGUUGAGUUGGAAAGUGAAAGGUUAAGGGUUAAGUCAGUGAGGUAAACACAAUCGGUCUAACACCAGGAACAACCAAUACAAAUGUGUUUGAAAUGUUUUUCAGGUGUAUUUGGCUUUAACGUGUUUAGAAUGCUUUGUGAAAAUUAUUCAGAAGCUCUAGUGUAGCAUUUCAGUUUAUUUUGGGAAUUUUGUACGCAGACAAUAAGAAAUAAAAGACAAAAAAAAUAAAUAAAACAAGCCACUUUGGAAACCCUGACAAAUGACUAGAUUGUGGUAAGAAUAAAGCUUACAGUGACUACAGUAAGUGAAUAACUGUUACAGAUAAAGAUGAAGAAGACCUGGGCUGCAUAAUUAUUUAAUCUGUGUAUGUUAUAUGUACGUUUGCUGCCCAGUUAGGAUAGAUCUAGUCUUAGUAAUACUAAACGAAGCUCUGGAAUAUUAACGACAAACAAAUGUGAUGAGAUAUAUUUAUGAAAUUCUAGCUGGUGAUGUAGUUCAUUUGUUACAGUGCUGUACAUUUUAAGUCUGUCCUCUUUUAAUGUCACUUUGAGUCUUAUUAGAAUAAAUGGAUUUAAGCUGUUUACAUAUUUGUUUACUUUCAUGUAUUACACCUAUUUAUUGUUGUAUUUAUGAAUAAAAUGUCACAUAAAAAUGGUCUCUGAGAGUAAAUAAUGUAGAAAAUCUACAUUAAUGUAGAAAUGUUCUUGAGAAGUAAAGAGCGUGUUCGAUUGAUGCUCGUGUUACGAUUCAGAGAUGAUCGUUGUACUGUGAUGCAUUUAUGAAUGUGAAACACAACCAAAUAAUAAAAGAGUCCUAUAUCACAAGUCCA
This is a messenger RNA of Tachysurus vachellii, 1573 nucleotides long. RefSeq names its product regulator of G protein signaling 4 (gene rgs4). Bases 67 to 687 code for a protein of 206 amino acids. The transcript has 5 exons. NCBI's taxonomy places the organism in Eukaryota, Metazoa, Chordata, Actinopteri, Siluriformes, Bagridae. The record is from RefSeq and is a predicted model, not a curated record.